AUGAUGACAACAACAGGAAAAGAAUCAAUAACAUUGAUGUUAACAACAACAACUAUAGAACCAUCAACAGCAACAACUAAAGAAUCAUCAACCAGAACAACUACCGAACUAUCAACAAGAGCAACAACUAAAGAAUCAUCAAUCAGAACAACUACAAAAGCAUCAAUAGCAACAACUACAAAACCAUCAAUAGCAACAACUAUAGAACCAUCAACAACAACUGCAGAACCAUUAACAACAACAAGUAAAGAAUCAUUACCAGCAACAACUAAAGAACCAUUAGCAACAACAACAACAAUUACAGAACCAUCAUCAACAGGGCUACCAGAUCUCAUCUCACUUGAUAGUAUCGAUGGAGUUAUCUAUGGCGUACAUGAUACGAGGAUAAACCAGGAUAGUCAAGCAUCAGAACCUGGCAAUUCUGUCGGUCAUUAUCACCCAAGCACGCCACCAGCCAAUGCAUGCGAUGGUAAUACUUCCACAAAGUAUACACACUUUGGAGCGUGUUCAGAGGGUGGAAAUGAUAUGACAUGUGGUUUGGAUACUGGUUUUUAUCUGGAGUUGAAGCGAAGUGCAGCAGUAGUUACAGGAUUACAAGUCUGCACAGCCAACGAUUAUCCAGAGCGUGAUCCACUUACAAUGUCAUUAGAAGGAAGUAAUCAAUCUGGAUCGAAUCUCACUCUCGGCUCGAGCUGGACUCUGAUUUACAACGGGGAUAGUGGUAUCGAAACAGAUACUGAUAGACUCACCUGUGGUAUUGUACAACAGAUCAACAAUUCGAUUCAGCUUGAUUUCAUUUUAUAA
Adineta steineri is the source of this 804-nucleotide messenger RNA. The record is from the annotation of a GenBank genome assembly. Lineage: Eukaryota; Metazoa; Rotifera; Eurotatoria; Adinetida; Adinetidae.